GAGAGCAGGGAGGUAGGGUCGGCGGCGUCUUCUAUAUUUAACUCAAACUGGAGAGAGCUAGAGAGCUGGGUCUCUCUCUCUCUCUCUCUCUCUCUCUCUCUCUCUCUCUCUCUCUCUCUCUCUCUCUGUAUGUGUGUGGUCGCUGUGACAUACACCACAACCUCCCUUGGUUGCACUUCUACGGCUGCACGCAGCAGGCAGGACUAACUGUGGACAGAUAAAGUGGAGGCGGACGACUGCCUCUCGCCACACAAACCAUGGAAGGACUCUACUUUGAAGUGAAGCCCAGAAAAGAUGAAUCGCACAGGCCCGGGAGCUCUGAGAAACCCCGCACUAAUCUAACUUCAAACCAGCAGUCGUGUCCUUCAUUUUCACAUCUCACAUCUUCCACACAGUCUCCUCAGAAACUCACCCGUGCUAGGGAGAGGACUGCAACAUGCAUAGGGAAGGUGGAGGGAGAGGAGGAGGAGGAGGAGGAGGAGGUACGAUACAAACUGACAUUGAUUGGUUCUCUGCCGGUCCACCACCUCACCACCAUGGCCAUGCUGCCCUGGGUGGUGGCUGAGAUCAGCAGGUCUCGGCCUGCAGAGAAGGAUCCAGGCACAGGGUUGCAGUCUGCAGGGCCUGCAGCUGGAGAGUUGAGCCCUUCCACCUCGAAUCAGACAGUUUUUCUAUGUGUGUCGGCAUCAUGGGUGCGAUGUGUAUCCGUUCUGGGAGAGGGAGUUGUCUGGGACCCUCUAACACAUACAGUGCUGUUUGAAUGUCGUCCUCACCAGGUGACUAAGCUAAUUCACAACAGCCAAGAACCCAACAGCUUUGGCUGCCUGGUCAGAAAGACACCAGACUGUGCCUGCUAUGUCUUCCAGUGCCAGGACAGCACCAAGGUCCCUGAGAUCAUCAGUACGUUGAGGCAGGCUGGCAAGAGCUCUGCACGCAACAAUGAUAUCACCACCAUUUCCAACAAAACUUCCACCAGAGGCAGUGACCCCUCUGAACCAUGUUUUUCUUAUCUCUCCGCAACGACAACUUCCGCAGCCCCCAUCAUUGCUGUGUCUCCGACAGCUUUUGCCAAAAAGUUUGAGGUGCUGUUUUGCGGCCGCGUGAGUGUUGCUCACAAGAAAGCCCCACCCGCCCUCAUUGAUGAGUGCAUCGAGAAGUUUAGCCAGUUACAUGGCUCAGGGACGACCGAUAAAGGAGGAAAUGUUGGGGGAUUAGUUGGUGGGCUGAGGAGGGCAUUAACCUUCCAAUCCAAUGGACUGGGAAGUGGUGCUGUUGGUAAUGGUUCUGCAGGGAGCCCCACCACCGGGAAGCGCCCUGUCCUGUUCAAGCGAGACCCCAGCUUUCCCUGCCUGCAGGCCCUGGAUGAGAACGGACUCUCACCUGAGAUUUCUCACACCAACACUACUGAUGCACUUGCCCGCUCUGCUGAAGUACAGCCCACCAGCCUGCGGGAGAACAGGACCAUGCUGUUUACGGUUGGCAGGUCUCAGAUCUUCUUGGUUAGUCCAGACACUAAGAAAGUUGCCAUAGAGAAGAGUUUCAGAGAAAUCUCCUUCUGCUCACAGGGUAUUCGUCACGUGGAUCAUUUUGGCUUCAUCUGCAGAGAAACAGUGGAAGGAGGGAGCUGCCACUUUGUUUGCUAUGUCUUCCAGUGUACAGACGAAUCACUGGUGGACGAGAUCAUGCUGACUUUGAAGCAGGCGUUCUCUGUGGCAGCCCUGCAGCAGAAUGCAAAGACCCAGAGCCAGCAGUGUGACAGCUGCCCCAUGCAGCAGCUCCACAGGCUGUGUGAGAGGAUAGAAGGUCUACACCCAUCUAAAACCAAACUGGAGCUUCAGAGACACUUGGCCACUCUGGACAAUCAGGAGCAAGCAUCAGUCUUUGAAAACACUAUGAGGGCUCGUCCUAAGAGCGAUCAAGAAGAGAAUGAGUUGGUAAUGGCCUCACUGAGGAAUCUCUAUGAGGAGAGACAGAGGAGUCAUCAGCACACAUUACCUGGAGAUGGCAAACAGGUGUGUGAGGAGGCAGGUCUGGCCCCUGUGGAGGCGCAGCAGCAGAGUAGCAGCCGCCAGCGACUUGAGCAGUUCAAGAGUCGAGCCAAGCGCUCUCUCACUGAGUCCCUGGAGGGCAUCUGGAAGGGGAGCAGCAAGGCCAGAGCUCAGAGGGACAACAGUGAAGGAAGUGACAGCAGCUCUUCCAUCUGUACUGUCAACAGCAGUCAGGACCAGCCCUGCUUAGAUGACCCCUUGCCUGCCUCCUCUCAGCUACGACCCACCAGCCCACUCAGGUGCCACAACUCAACAGGAGACCUGAAGCGCCUUGACACCUCUCUACCCCUGUCCCCCUCCUCCUCCUCUUUACCUGGUGAUGUGCAGCCACAGGGCUUCCGUCGACGGGCCAGCACCUUCAGCCACCCUCCCACUCCCUCAUCAGUACUUGAGUACUCACCGGUGCACACGCUGAUUCACACUCCACAGGACCCCACUGCUGCUAACAAGCCCAAGCUCGUGCGGCACUACUCCGUCAGCACUGACACGCCACACCAGAGCAAACUUGCACCAACCGACUCCGCCCUUCCUCCUGUUCCUCCCUGCCCUUCAUCCCCCUCUCCUCUGCUCCCUCAUCAUCCUUCCUCCCCUUCUUCUGGAGCCCGGCUCAAUAAAAGAAGUCCUCUGGGUGGUCUGCGUGCUCGUCUCCACUCCUCCUCCUCUGUCCCUAAUUUUCUGAAAUUUCAAUUUCUGGCUCCUGUCCAAGAGAAUGAUUGUCCUGAGCCAAAGAGCAGUGAUGUAGCGGCUCUCUCUACGCCAAGUGCAGCAUGUGGGGUUGGAGAAAGCCCUCUGCGCAGUCACCGCCACUCAUGGAGGCAGCAGAUCUUCCUACGGGUCGCUACACCUCAGAAGAACACAGACACCAACGAGCGGGGGGAUCCCUGUCUAGAGGGGGGUCGAGUGUGCGUGGGCCAGGUGGGAGUUGGAGGAAGUGGAGACUCAUCCAUGAGGGUGGUGCCUGAGGAGAGGACGAAAAGGAGCAAAGAGGAGCUGAGGGAGCUGUGGAGGAAGGCCAUCCUGCAGCAAAUUCUGCUGCAGAGGAUGGAGAGGGAGAACCAGAAACUACAGGCCUCAGAGAGCGACCUGCAGAACAAGCGUUUGAAGCUGGACUACGAGGAAAUCACUCCAUGUCUGAAGGAGGUCACUUUGGUGUGGGAGAAGAUGCUGGGAACUCCCGGGAGAGCAAAGAUCAAAUUUGACAAAGAGACCAUACAUGCUGCUGUUGCACAAGGUGUCCCGAGACAGCAUCGAGGCGAGAUCUGGAAGUUUCUUUCUGAACAGUACCUACUCAGGCAGACGAUCCCCUCCAAACCUCCUGCCAAUCACACUCCAUACAAAGAGCUGCUGAAACAGCUCACCUCGCAACAACAUGCCAUCCUCAUCGACCUUGGUCGCACUUUUCCCACCCAUCCAUAUUUCCAAGCCCAGCUGGGGGCAGGACAGCUGUCUCUGUAUAACUUAUUGAAAGCCUACUCACUGCUGGACCCUGAGGUGGGCUACUGCCAGGGCCUGUCCUUCAUUGCGGGAGUCCUGCUGUUACACAUGGGGGAAGAGGAUGCCUUCAACAUGCUCAAAUUUCUGAUGUAUGACGUCGGGCUUCGUAAACAGUACAGGCCUGACAUGAUUAUCCUGCAGAUUCAGAUGUACCAGUUGUCACGGCUGCUCCAUGACUACCACAGGGAUCUUUACAGCCAUCUAGAGCAGCAGGAGAUUGGACCCAGCUUAUACGCCACCCCCUGGUUCCUCACCGCCUUUGCCUCACACUUCCCCCUCGGCUUCGUGGCCAGAGUCUUUGAUAUGUUGUUCCUGCAGGGGUCAGAGGUCAUCUUCAAGGUAGCCUUGAGCCUGCUGGGGAGCCACAAGCCUCUGAUCCUGCAGCACGACAGCCUGGAGUCCAUCGUGGACUUCAUCAAGACCACCCUGCCCAACCUGGGCCUGGUUCAGAUGGAGAAAACCAUCAACCAGGUGUGUGAGAUGGAUGUUUCUAAGCAGCUCCAGGCCUAUGAGGUGGAGUACCACGUCCUGCAGGAUGAGCUGCUGGACACGCCCCCGACCCUCAACCAACACCAGCGAGCAGCACAGCUGGAAAGGACCAAUCAGAGCCUCCGACAGCAGAACCUUGACCUGCUUGAGGAGCUGCAGGUGUCCCAGGCUCGUGUGUGCAGCCUGGAGAGUCGAGUGGAGGUUUUGGUCCAGUCGGAGGGACGACUGAGGGAGCAGGUAUCUGCACUGGAGGAGGAGAAGAAUCAGUUGCUGAGCACCGUCACACGCCUCCAGGACCUCCUCACCAGCCUCGGCAUACACAACCCCCCUGAUGGACACACGCUCUCCUCACCUACUGAAAGACAUGCAGCCUCAGCAGCAGCAAAGACAGAAGACAGAAAGGGGCUGGCGAACAGGACUGAGGACCCCCUUCUCCACAUGCUUGCUCUUCCAGAGGGUUCGUAACUACAGGCAAUAAAUUUCCAAACAGUAAGGUCAACCAGAGGAGGAGCCGGCUGUGGAAGACCCAGGAGGAGAGGGUCAAGGGAGACGUCAAGAUGACUCCCUACCUCGACCUUUGUCCUCUUCCCAGCUCCAGAAUGUUUUAAUAAAAAGAGGCGGGACAGAGGAAGUUGGAUGUAUAACAGGGAGGAGAAGAAUGGAAAUACAACAAAAAAUGGGGAUUAGGUUAAGAGAGAAAGAAAAAUAAAGGAUGGCACCCUUGAGUAUUAUCCCAAAACAUUUCACAUGCCCUCUUCCAACUCUCUAACAAAUAUAAAUGAACAUGUGAUUUGACCAACAAUCCCCAAAGUUAGCAUGGUCUCACUGGGCCUGUGCUGUAAAAACAAAACAGUUACAUUUGCACCUGUAUUUGUAUGUUUGUGUCUUUGAAUGUCUGUGAGUGCUGUCACUCGUGGAUUUUAUGCUCCGACGAGAAGGUUUUUUUAACUGCGUCGCAUGCAAAGAGGCUAAAAUAGCCAAAGACUGUCCCUGUCAAUGUAAGACGAGCUCAAACAAAGACUCAGAUACUCAAAUAGUAUCCUGAAACAUGUUAUCGAUCACCCUCACACUCCACAGGAGUACAAAGAUGAAAUGCCUCCAAAGAAGCGUGACAGGAAAGUGAGAUGAAGGGACGGGUGAAGAAAUAAACUUCAUGACAAAGUGUUUUUCUGUUAAAAAGGUUGAAUAUGAUUUAAUUUAAAUGAUGUAAGAUCUUGGAUGGUGGUGCUCAUAUUCGGAGGUCAGAGUUGAACUAUUUUUUGUUUCCUCCUCCGCUUUUCUAGUCUUCCACAGUGUUUGCUUCCUGAUCCUGUAUUUUAACUUCAUUUAGUUACAGUAGCUUACAGGAAGAGUAACACAAUAAAUAGAGUCCAUUUCACAUCCUGUUUUUUUCACCUUUGAAUACACGUCAAUCUGUCUGUGUAGGAAGGGAAAUAGAAAAACAGUUUCAGCAGAAAAACUGUAAAACAGUAGCAUUGUUUUUCUCAUGAGAGGAACUACACCCUUUUUUUUUAGAGCCUGAUCAAUUACUUUAAAUUGCUGCAAAACAAACUUAUGUCUGAAAGUUCAAACAGGAGACCUCUGCUGUUGAGACAAUCUGUCAGCUAGAAAUCAUUUACUGUAUUCAACACACUGAAUUCAUUCAACCCGAGCUGCAGAUUGGUGUGUUCCUAUGUGAAUGUCUAAAUGUGUCACUGUGUGUUUGUGCACUUCACUGAUCAACAAAUCUGUUGAUUUACACUGUAAAGAUACUUUGCUCUUAUUCCUGACUCUCAUUGCACAUGUUUUUGUUUUAUUGAUUAUUGCUAUUGUUGUAAUGUACUUUAAAAUACAUUUCAUAUCCUUUCAUCACA
Molecule: messenger RNA, 5884 nt
Organism: Seriola aureovittata
Lineage: Eukaryota; Metazoa; Chordata; Actinopteri; Carangiformes; Carangidae
Gene: tbc1d1
Product: TBC1 (tre-2/USP6, BUB2, cdc16) domain family, member 1
Exons: 23
Coding region: 258-4496 (1412 amino acids)
Source: RefSeq, a predicted model, not a curated record